CACGGCAUGUCUGUAUCUUGAUGCGGCGUUCGGCAUGGCGGGAUACAGUGUGAGGAAAGUGCUAAGAUGCUUGGCAGUCCUACAAACCGUCAGCAUACCAACUAUCAAGCCAAGCAUUAAGCACCAAAAAGACACGAGCGGACCAAGCUUUGCGGAGUUGAGACUAUGCCCAACUCCGCAACGGCAUUCACAUUCACUACAAACACCGUACAAGAUCCACCCAGACAUACGCAACACCGCACACCACCACUACAUCCAUUCUCAUCCGCCUCACCCAUCCUACUCAAGCCAUGGCCACGUAACACAGCCACUUAUGCCACCGCCGCCGCCCGCGUACCGCCGGAACGGAAAGCUGCAGGCCUGCGAGCCCUGCAGAAAGGCCAAGCUCCGGUGCGACCACGCGGUGCCUGCGUGCGCCAGAUGCACCCGUCGGAACAGAGCCGACCUGUGCGUCUAUCACCCGGCGCCCCUGACCAGGCCAAAGUCCAAGCCCAAGUCCGCGUCUACGUUGCCUCAUGUCCGUUCUUCACGAGUGGCGUGGAUGUCGAGUUUGGGAGGUGGUUGGAGGGGGUCGGGUGGGAUGCGGAGGGGAUGUCGGGGUUUCCGGUGUGA
This is a messenger RNA of Pseudovirgaria hyperparasitica, 612 nucleotides long. RefSeq lists its product as uncharacterized. The record is from RefSeq and is a predicted model, not a curated record. Gene Ontology annotation, biological process: regulation of DNA-templated transcription. Gene Ontology annotation, molecular function: zinc ion binding; DNA-binding transcription factor activity, RNA polymerase II-specific. Gene Ontology annotation, cellular component: nucleus. The annotation marks the transcript as partial. The transcript has a single exon. Lineage: Eukaryota; Fungi; Ascomycota; Dothideomycetes; Acrospermales; Acrospermaceae.